UUCUCUGAGUUAAGACAGAAGAAUAACCUGAAAGGGAAAGGGAAGAGGACGGAUAACUUGUAGGGAUCCAUCACUUCUCAUAAAAAGGAAAAGCAAGCACUGAGCCCUCCAGGUGGAAGCAGCAUGGAUACGCAGUUUGUCUACGACCUUCUAGGGGAAAAUGCCUGGUUGUACAUCUUUGCUACCUUCGUGGUGUUGUGGACUUUAGUGUGGCUGUACAGAGACAGCCUGGAGAUUGAGAACAUCACUGACAAGUAUGUGUUUGUGACCGGCUGCGACUCAGGGUUCGGAAACCUGCUGUGUAAGAAGCUCGAUCGUAAAGGUUUCCACGUGCUGGCCGGCUGUCUCACAGAAAAGGGAGCUGAUGACCUGAAGAGGGUGGCAGGGCCUUAUUUGAAGACCAUCCUGCUAGAUGUGACCAAUCAAGACAGCGUCCAGAGAGCGAUGGAGUGGACCAAGAAGGAGGUUGGCGAAAAGGGACUUUGGGGUAUUGUGAACAAUGCUGGACGCUCAUUACCCAUGGGCCCUUCAGAGUGGAUGAAAGUGGAGGAUUUCCACAGCACACUGAAAGUCAACAUGAAUGGGGUGAUCUCCAUGACAAUGACCUUCCUGCCCCUCAUCAAAAAGGCUCGUGGCCGUAUUGUAAACGUAGCGUCGGUGCUGGGCCGGGUGGCUGCAAACGGUGGAGGAUACUGCAUCUCCAAGUUUGCAGUAGAGUCUUUCUCUGACUGCCUCAGGAGAGAUAUAAACUACUUUGGAAUCAAUGUGUGCAUCAUUGAGCCCGGGUUUUUUAAGACGGCAGUGACGAGCCUCGACCCCCUCGAGAGGGAGCUGCAUCGCCUGUGGAACCAGCUCAGCCCUGAAGUGCAGGCCAGCUAUGGAGACAAAUACCUUGAUAAGUACAUCAAGGUCCAGCGUUUGAUCAUGAACGCUAUCUGCGACACUGACCUCUCCAAGGUGACCGGCUGCAUGGAGCACGCUCUGACCGCUGCCUACCCACGCACCAGAUACAGUCCCGGCUGGGAUGCCAAGCUCAUCUGGAUCCCCCUCUCUUACAUGCCUUCCUGUGUGGUUGACAUUGGGCUGAGGUUGGUGCUGCCUCGUCCGUCAAAGAGCGUGUAAUGAUGACUUUGAAGAAAUGUCUUAAAACUUAUCAGCCAUUUUGUGUCAUUUUGAUGCAGUGCAGAUGCUGACUUAAAGAAAUUAAUCUUUUGCCUUUUUUAAAGUACCCAUAUUCCUUAUCUACACUGGCCAUGCAAUGAUCUGAUGUUGCUGUUAUUAUAUUUAUAUGUCUAAUCUGCCAUGUUAAAGUUUUGUUUUGUUUUUUUCUGUGUGAUGUCUGCUUGAGGUGAAAUACGUGAAAUAAUGAAAGUGUAUUGUAUAAUUUACUGUUUAAUUGUUGUUUUGUUUGUUAACACUUUGCUGUGCCUUUUGACACUGUUAUUUAUGUUCCUUGAUAUGGAUGCUGUUAACCAUCAGAGGCUAAAUAAACAGGAUUCUGCUGUCAAGAAAAAUAUAUAUUUUGAGUUUUAACAAUGUCUUUAGUGUGUUAUGGUGUGUAUGAUGUUCAAAUAUAAGCCGUUACACCUA
Molecule: messenger RNA, 1590 nt
Organism: Epinephelus moara (kelp grouper)
Lineage: Eukaryota; Metazoa; Chordata; Actinopteri; Perciformes; Serranidae
Gene: rdh5
Product: retinol dehydrogenase 5 (11-cis/9-cis)
Exons: 6
Coding region: 124-1122 (332 amino acids)
Molecular function (GO): oxidoreductase activity
Source: RefSeq, a predicted model, not a curated record